AUGAAUGUGAUGGACCAACCGGCCCCAGAAGUGAUAAUAGAGCAAGGUACUCUAAGUGGUAAAAUUAGUGCAGAUGGAACUGUGUUCGAGUAUAUUGGAAUACCUUAUGCGACGUCAAACAGCAGCACGAGAUUCAAGGCCCCAGGUCCACCUCCUACUUGGGAAGGUGUUUAUAAAGCCACUGAUGAAAUCCACAUCUGCCCUCAAAACACGAUUUUCGGAGUAGUAGGUGAUGAAGAUUGUCUAAAAGUAAAUGUAUACGUUCCGGCAAUGCCUAAAACGAAGCCUCUUGCAGUCAUGGCCUAUAUUCAUGGAGGAGCUUUUGAAGUAGGAAGUGGAGGCAAGCUUUUGUAUGGACCAGGUUUUCUAACCAAGAAAGAUGUAAUUCUAGUAACAUUUAAUUAUAGACUUGGACUCUUAGGUUUUCUAUGUCUAAGAACAAAAGAAGCACCAGGAAACGCUGGGCUUAAAGACCAAAUUGAAGCUUUAAAGUGGAUUAAAAAGAAUAUUGCUGCAUUUGGAGGUGAUCCUGAAAAUAUCACGUUAUUUGGUGAAAGUGCAGGUGCUACAUCAGCAUCUAUACUAUUGAUUAGUGAAGCAAGCAAUGGAUUAUUUAAUCGGGUAAUAAUCCAAAGUGGUUCAUCUGUGUCUAAUUGGGCCAUUAAUAGAAAACCUGUUUGGUUUGCAAGUUUCUUACUAAAAUCCAUAGGAUUCAAUACUCAAGACCCACAGGAAAUUUACGAAAUAUUUUCUAAUAUGACUCUCCAAGAAAUUACAACCAUUAAUGUUGAAAUGACUUUAGGCUUAUACUACGAUAAGCAAUUGUUACAUUUACCAUGUAUUGAAUACGAUAUUCCGGGAACCAAACCAGUUUUAACUGAUUUACCAUAUAAUAUUUUCACGAAAACGCCUAAGGAUAUCGCUGUUAUACACGGAGUUAAUAGUAGGGAAGGUUUAUUUUUAGUAGAUAAAGAAACAGAUGAAGCACUUCGAGAAAGAAAUGGGCAAUAUUUAUUUGGCUCUGAUCUUGAAUUUCCUACCGAGGAAGAAGCCAGAGUGAUAGCCAAAAAAGUUCAAAAAUUUUAUUUUGACGAUGAUGAAAUUAGUCUUAAAAAAGAAAUGAAUGUAACGGACUUUUACUCACAGCUAUAUUUUGAAAUACCUGCAAUUUUUGAAACAGAAUAUUUAGUUAAUAGGAUUAAGUCAAAAGUUUAUAAUUACGUUUUUGCCCAUGCUGGAUAUAGAAACUUCUUAAAACUUGUAGGUCGUUUCUGGAAUGAACCUGGUGCGUGUCAUGGAGAUGAAUUAUUUUAUAUAUUUAAUGGUAAUUUGUUUGAACCAUUUAAAGUCACUAAACACGAUAGACAAAUCAUUGAGUAUAUGACGACUAUGUGGACGAAUUUUGCAAAAUAUGGCGACCCUACCCCGGAUACAAGCGAUAUACCCAUAAAAUGGAUACCAAGCAAUAGAGAGCGUUUGAAUUUUUUAUAUAUUGAUAAUGAGUUAAAAAUGGGACCAAUGCUUCAUCCCGAGGGUUAUCAACUAUGGAAAGAUAUUUAUGACAAAUACCGUAAGACUGACAUU
Messenger RNA from Brenthis ino (lesser marbled fritillary), 1584 nucleotides. The record is from the annotation of a GenBank genome assembly. NCBI's taxonomy places the organism in Eukaryota, Metazoa, Arthropoda, Insecta, Lepidoptera, Nymphalidae.